AUGCGUUAUAAGUCUCGUUUGAAAUGUAGACGCCAAAGAUUACGAUUUCAACAGUCUAGCCAUUGCAAAAAUAGCUUCUCUGUUAGGAGACGACUGGUCGGUCCGGCCUUCAGAGCAGCACUUAAAUCUGCCUGUAUGAGACCUGUGAAUUCAGGUGGAGUUUCGUCUGUAGAAAACACCAAUUUUUCACUCAACAGUGACCAGAUACCCCUUACUAAUUCCGGGUUGGUUUCCACACCUGGAUCACAUGUUCAGGAGAGUGGUUUCCACCGAAAAAAUAACGUCCACUCAGAUAGUCUGGACCCUCUUAAAUCUGUCGAUGAAAAUUUUAUGUCUUUGGAUCACCAAUCUAGUGACAGUUCCUACGAAAGAACCUUCGAUACUGCGGUUAAUUUGCCACCAGGCGUUAUUACAAAGCUCGAAGAGGAUUCUAUAAACAUCCAAAAUAUGGGUUCUGGAUUUUCAUCCACGAUUUUAAAAAACAAUCCAUGCCUUUUACAAGAAGUUUCAGUGGAUUCUAAAACUCACGUUGGAAUACACGAUCGCAUGAUCAGAACCACUAACUCUACCAAUAGUCAUCUAUUCUACGAUGCAGCAGAAACUAGCUUAUCAGAUCGUGAAAAGCUCAAUUUGACACCUAGAUCAAGUUCAAUCGACACGCAAAUCACAGAAGAUGUAGGAGUACCUGGCUGGUCGACAUUAACGCCAGGUACUCGAGAAAAACGUCGACAUCCUAGGAGACAGGACCUCACAAAUGAUGACUUAGGGAAGCUUGAAGAUUCGUCUAUUUGUGGUCUUAACAUAUCACCGGAAGUUGCAUUUGAUGACCAUGUGUAUGAACUUGAUGUUCAUCCAAAAGCAGAAGAUACUACUGACACUCCAGAGGAUGAUGAGGACUGCAAACGUUACUGUAUUUGCAGAGAUGUAAGUUACGGAGACAUGAUAGCAUGUGACGCUCCAGACUGUCCUUUUGAAUGGUUUCAUUAUGCUUGUGUGAACUUAACUGUUGCACCGAAAGGUCGAUGGUUCUGUCCGACAUGUUCCAAGUCUAUGACAAACAAAAAAAAUCUUAAAAAAAGUUCGUCUAGGAAAUAA
Trichobilharzia regenti is the source of this 1095-nucleotide messenger RNA. The record is from the annotation of a GenBank genome assembly. NCBI's taxonomy places the organism in Eukaryota, Metazoa, Platyhelminthes, Trematoda, Strigeidida, Schistosomatidae.